Messenger RNA from Entamoeba dispar SAW760, 1410 nucleotides. RefSeq lists its product as uncharacterized. The record is from RefSeq and is a predicted model, not a curated record. Bases 1 to 1410 code for a protein of 469 amino acids. Lineage: Eukaryota; Evosea; Mastigamoebida; Endamoebidae. The transcript has a single exon.
AUGACAAAAUUAAACUUAUACUACAUCAUUGCUCUUUCUAUUAUGGUAAUCUUAAUAAUGGCAGAGGUCAUAACAGUGUCUGUUUAUGUCCCAUUAUUAACAAAGAAACAGAAACCAAUUGUUAAUAAAUAUGAUACUGAAACUUUCAUAAUGGAAAGAGGUAGUAAAAUUUCACAGUAUCAUUACAAAGGAUAUAUUUACAAUGAUCUUACUAGUAUUGUGUCUUUAGAUAAAUACAGUAGACGUGGAGUUAUUCUUAUUACACAACCACUGAAAAAUUCUUUAUCACGUAAUUGUGAAGUAGAUUUUUCAUCCUUUAAUAAAAGUCUUGACACAGUUGAAGGAACUGGUCCAGCGGUUAUUAGAAUGACUGUAGAUUUUAAAGGCUAUCCCAACCCUUCACUUCCAUCUUGUCUAGGGAAGGAUGCUAUUGUCAAUAAAUCAGUAAAUUGGGAAAAUGUUCACGUCCAAGAAGCUGUACGUUCAGUGGCACAGACUUUCGUUGAUAAAUUUGAUGGAGAUCCUCGUAUUUCUUUUAUAGAAGUUGGAUGGUUUGGGAUGAAUGGUAUGUGGGAUACUAAUAUACCAACAAACAAAACGUUUAUAAAUGAAAUAAAGCAAAUUAUGAUUAGUGCAAAGAAAACACCUGUUGUUUCUAUUGUAGAUUGUAACUCUUUUAUAAACCCAUUAGAAGGUGCAUUAUUUAGAACAUUUGAUGAAAACCUUGAAUGUUUCAAAGGAAUAGACUCACCAUAUUAUGGACAAAUAAAAUAUAUGUAUGUUGGUAUCGAAACAACAAGUGUUCCACAAAAGACCCCUGACAUUACACAAAGUGUUUAUGAGGAAAUGAAAUCAAAAUAUCUCACUGCAAUUCAAGACCUUAGAUUGAGUUAUGUUUAUACUACAAAGCAAUUAAGAACUUUAGGUGAUACUGAACUAGAAGCUAUUAAAGUUAUGGGUCCAAAUAUUUAUCUUGCCACUUCUCAACACACUUAUGACACUGUAACUAAAAACCUUAAUAUUACUGUUGUUGUAGGAAAUAAUGGAACAUCAAGUAUUCUUCAAAACUUACAUUUCUUCUUUGGAUUUGGAAAAGUAAUAAAUACAAAAAUGAUAGAGAGUACUUCUAUAAGUGUUAUUCGAUAUAACGAAUGUAGUGAAUGUAAUAUUAAAUCAAUUAAACCUGGAGAAACAAAAAAAUGGACUUUUGUAUUAAAAGAAGUACCACAAGAAAAGUAUGAGGAUGAAGAUUCAUUUCCAAUGGUGAGUUGUUUUAUGUAUUUACCAUCAUCUUCAACAGAUAGAAUUAAUAAAAUUCCUCAUUUUGUUAAUUUUGAUAAUGCCAGAAUGAAUAAAUAUGGAUGGCUCUUGUUACCAUCAUGGAAUUCACCUGACGCUAAAUAUCUGUGA